Messenger RNA from Phaedon cochleariae (mustard beetle), 1129 nucleotides. The record is from the annotation of a GenBank genome assembly. Lineage: Eukaryota; Metazoa; Arthropoda; Insecta; Coleoptera; Chrysomelidae.
UCAAAAUUCAUUUUUCUGAAAAAGUAUCAGGAAUCCAUAAUAAGACUUUUAUAAGAGGAUAUGACCCAGUAAUUUCAAAAGUGAAAAUGGGCAAAAAUAAGGUCAUACUGGUUACUGGUGGAACAGGUCUUGUUGGGAAAGCUAUUCAACACAUAGUGGAGCUUGAAAAUCUCCCAGACGAGAAAUGGAUAUUCCUGAGUAGCAAAGAUGGGGAUUUAUGUGAUUACCAAGCUACCAAGAAAAUUUUUGAAACACAUUGUCCCACCCAUGUCAUACAUUUAGCUGCUAUGGUUGGUGGACUAUUUCAUAAUAUGGCCCAUAAUUUGGAUUUCCUGAGAAACAACCUCCAUAUGAAUGAUAAUAUCCUACAGAUCAGCUAUGAAUCUAGAGUUGAAAAAGUUGUGUCUUGUCUUUCUACUUGCAUAUUUCCAGAUAAAACACAAUAUCCAAUUGAUGAAACCAUGGUUCAUAAUGGUCCUCCACAUCCUUCUAACUUUGGAUACAGUUAUGCAAAAAGAAUGAUAGACAUACAAAAUAAAGCCUACCAUGAACAACAUGGUUGCAUGUUUACUUCAGUCAUUCCAUGUAAUGUUUUUGGACCCCAUGAUAACUACAAUCCAGAAUCUAGUCAUGUGAUACCAGGUCUCAUCAAAAAACUGCAUGAUAUUAUUGAAAAAGGAGGUGAUACAUUUACUGUAAUGGGUACAGGGAAACCAUUGAGACAGUUUAUUUAUUCUGUGGAUUUGGCAAAACUUUUCCUAUGGGUUUUGAGGAAUUACCAAGAAGUAGAACCUAUAAUUUUAUCAGUUGAUGAAAAUUCUGAGGUCACAAUUAAAGAGUUGGCUGAAGAAAUAGCUCAGGCGUUCAAUUUUAAAGGGACCAUUGUAUUUGAUACUACCAAAGCUGAUGGGCAAUAUAAAAAAACUGCCAGUAAUGCUAAACUUAGGAAGUAUUUACCAGAUUUUCAAUUCACACCAUUUUCCUUGGCUAUGAAAGAAAGUGUGAAUUGGUAUAGAGAAAAUCAUGAAAUUGCCAGAAAUUGAGUGCAGACUGUUGAAUCAAUGAAACAUAUUUAUUUUUAUUAUAUUGGUAGGUAUCAGGUCAAAAAUAAAAAUUACCUCUAUUUUAA